AUGGAAGACGGAGAAGCUUCAAAUAGAGGCAUGGAAGAUGGAGAAGGUUCAAAUAACCUUUCGGAAAAACUACCAAAAAGGGUCCUCGGCGAUGGUUGCUACCCCGUUGGUGCUCGGUUGAACAUAUAUUCAAAGGCCAAUGUCAUUGGCCUCCUUGUUGAGGCGUUAAAGGGUACUGAAGAUCUUGAGAAGCUACUUCAUUCCCAGUUUGGGAAGUUAUUCCAUCUACCUGUUGCAAGAUUUUGCAACAGCGCAAAACUAGUCCAUGCCCUUCUAUCACGACAACUUGUGACCACGAAGAAACACGAGAUUUGGUUCCUCUUUGGUGGACAGCCUCUCAGAUAUUCGAUACGGGAGUUUAAGGAAAUCACUCGAUUGAAUUGCAAUCCCGAACCUGAUAGCACAAAAGAAGAAGAAGAUGUUGGAAAGACAGGAAUUUGGAAAGACCUGUUUGGAAGAGCGACCGCUAUGAACGUGUUUGAUGUGCUUGAAAUGCUAAAGGACCCGGAUCUACCCCAAUGGAAACGGCUACCAUUGGCCCUAAUCGUUCUUGUCGACAGUGUUCUCUUUUGCAAUAGCAAAAAUCUGGCCCUCACCGAGAAAUACGUUGACAUGUUGACUGACUUGGAUAGGUUCAUGCUGUAUCCAUGGGGGAGGGUAUCCUUUAACAAAACAGUAUCUCGUUUUCAAGCUCCGAAGACUUUCAUUGAAGAUCCCGAAGGUUGUCAAAACGUUAUCACAUUAUUGCAUCUUGGGGACAUACUUGCCGUGGAAUCCGACCCUCUGUUGUCUGUGAAACAGAUGGUAGUGAAUGAUGGUGACAAUGACCAACAUAAUGAAUUGCGUUGGGGAGAUGAGGUAGAGGAUGACGAAGUUGCAUUCAUGCAGGAACUCAUGGCCGAGGGGUACAAGUUCACACCUUCGAAUUUUGCUGUGGCACCGGCACCUAUCGUGAAUCUUAGUGAUGCAGAGGACGAGGUUACCAAUGACCAGGAACUGGAGCCAUCCACCCGACCGAAGAAGAAACUGAAAACUCAUCAAACUGAAAAACAAUCCAAAAAAGGUGGUGAAAAACCGGUUGGAGAUGAAGAAGAAGACGAAGAUGGAGGUGAAGAAGGAGGUGAUGAUGGUGCACAGUCUAGCGUACGCCAUGAUGAUGGUGUACACCCCCAAGGUGGUGUACACCAGAAAGAAAGAGAUGAUGAAGAAGGGACCUCUACUUACUACGGCGGGGACCAUUAUUCUCCCAGGGACCAUGCGUACUUGAAGACUCCAGAAGCUCCGAUGAAGACCCCUGAACCUGAACAAGCCAAUUCAGGAACAACUCGUCCACCUCCUUACUUUGUCAAUCCGGAUGAAGAUCCACCUUCUGCCCCCAACGAGGUGGAUGGUGGUCGAACAAAUUUGGGGUCAGGCACCUUAGUAGUCUACAAACCUCAGACUGCUCACCCAUUGAGCUACGCAUAUAAGAAAAAUGAAGCGCAGACAGAUGCAGAGGAUGCACAGGUAUACGCUAGCGACUUUUGCAUUGUCACUGGUCAUAUUGUGAACAAUCAAUUCUUCCUACAAACUGCGAAGCCUACUGAGUGGGUUAACACGAUGCACAUGCAAGUCAUAAUGGCCAUGAUUUGGAGACGUAGAGGUGAAGUAUACUUGAAAGACAGGGUAGCAUUUGUAGACACCUUGUUCAUAUCCAUCAUCGGCAACUACUUCAACGGUUUCAUUUCUAGAGACAAAAAUCAGUAUGACUGGGGGAAAACCAUUCAGGGCAUUGUAUUGGGAAAACCUGCAAAGUGGGCUAAUCAGCGUCAGAGACAAAUGUUUCUACGGUUUGUGGACGUUGUCUACGUCCCGAUGAACUGGGGGUCUGAGCAUUGGGUGGGCCUUGUAAUUGACUUUAAAAUGGGCAACAUAAAGAUUUUGGACUCAUUCAUCAGUCAUAAUGAUGAAGCGGCUGUGGAGCAGUAUAUGGCGCCCGUGUGUCAAAGUAUGCCAUUUAUAUUGAAGCGUUAUUUGAAUAGCAAAUUAACGGAAGGCCUACGCACCACCCCUUAUACAUGGAGUCAUUCGGAGGGAAUAUAUCAGAACGCGAGAUCCGGUGACUGUGGUCCAUGUGCGGCCGAAUUCUUAGAGAUGCAUGCUGCAGGGCUUGGAGUGGAGGAUAUGGGUUUGAUAACGGACGAUGACGUUGACAGGUUAAUGGGAGAAAUACGCCAUGGACUCAUACGAAAAGUUUGUUGGGAAUCCGGGUGUUGCCAACGCUUAGGACGAAUGGUGAACUUUAAUGUUGAGCUUGACAGUUUAUGA
Eutrema salsugineum is the source of this 2307-nucleotide messenger RNA. RefSeq lists its product as uncharacterized. Lineage: Eukaryota; Viridiplantae; Streptophyta; Magnoliopsida; Brassicales; Brassicaceae. The transcript has 8 exons. The coding region runs from base 1 to 2307 and encodes 768 amino acids. The record is from RefSeq and is a predicted model, not a curated record. Gene Ontology annotation, biological process: proteolysis. Gene Ontology annotation, molecular function: cysteine-type peptidase activity.